Molecule: messenger RNA, 1242 nt
Organism: Truncatella angustata
Lineage: Eukaryota; Fungi; Ascomycota; Sordariomycetes; Amphisphaeriales; Sporocadaceae
Exons: 6
Coding region: 1-1242 (413 amino acids)
Source: RefSeq, a predicted model, not a curated record
AUGUCAGAUAAUGCUGCACUGAACUCGGCCGACGAAGCCGCGACGGCUGCAAAUCGUGCAUUCAACAUCCAACUAUGGACUCUUUACGCUGUCGGCAUGCUGAUGACGAUUCUCCGAACGUACGCUCAAUGGAAGAAUGUUGGCUGGAGGAAUUUCCAUGUGGAUGACUAUCUCAUAUGGGUCGCGGCGUUGUUUUACUCUUGCCAGUCGGCUUUGGCAUACAGCAUAGGUACCUUUGCCCAAAGCCUUGCCAACAAUAGCAUGACCGAUGAGCAACGGGCUGCGCUCACUUCGAACGAUCCAGAAUAUGAUUUGAGGGUCCUGGGUUCUAAGAUUCAGGUCGCAGGCUGGACAUGCUAUUCCAUUCUUAUUGGUCUACUCAAACUGUCAAUGUUGAUAUUCUAUAUCCGACUCACUGAUGGCCUGAGCAGCCGCUACCGCAUGCCGAUUUGGAUAGGGUUUGGGCUUGUGGGAAUCACAAUCGUGGUGUCGAUUCUGGCAAUCAUGUUAUCUUGCCACCCAUUUGAAGGAUAUUGGCAAAUAUAUCCAGACCCUGGAAAUGCAUGCCAAGCUGCUAUCUCCAAGCCGAUAAUCUGGACGACAUUUUCCUCGAACGUAGUAACCGAUCUUUACCUGAUCGCCAUUCCACUGCCUCUGCUGUGGGAGUCCAGGCUGAGGAUGGUGAAUAAAAUUGUAGCUAGUAUUGUACUUGGUGCCGGUAUUUUCGUUCUCGUUUGUGCGGCACUGAAAACCAUUUUCGUCUUCGAAGACUCUGCCAACGGCGCCCAGCUUGCUGGAGAGUGGGGGACCCGGGAGGCUUUUGUGGCAGUAUGCACGACCAAUCUUCCUCUGAUCUUUUCUCUCCUCAAGAAGUGGCUCAAGCCGUUGUUCGGCAACGUUCUGCGAAGCUCUGCACAUACGCCCAAAUACAACUUUCCCGACGGGUUUCAGACAAUUGGCGGCGGCAACGGCGAUUCUCACGGAAGAAGGUACAGGAAAGGUGGGCUGUCCAACAGGACAGUUGCAACCGCAGGGGUGUCUAUGAAUGGAAGCGAGGAGCGUAUCGUGACAGAUGUGAAGAUGCAAAACCUGGGCAUUGCCGUAUCCAGUGUACCUGACAACUUGCCGUCGCAUAGGAUCAUGGUUUCCAAUGAGGUGCAAGUUGUUUCCGAAGACAGAAACAACCAAAAGGAGGAUCAUUGCCAGUAUGUACAAGAGAGUUGGCGACCUGCAGGCUUGUAG